Messenger RNA from Trematosphaeria pertusa, 704 nucleotides. RefSeq lists its product as uncharacterized. The record is from RefSeq and is a predicted model, not a curated record. NCBI's taxonomy places the organism in Eukaryota, Fungi, Ascomycota, Dothideomycetes, Pleosporales, Trematosphaeriaceae. The transcript has a single exon. Bases 163 to 660 code for a protein of 165 amino acids.
GACCUUCUUGCGCCUAUAAAUCCCUCGACCUGAUCCCUCUUUCCUUUCGUCUUCUCAGUGCAGUGCAGUGCAGUCUUUACGUAUUUUCAGCUUCUUACAGCAUUCAGCGGCUUACAAUCUCACAGACCUACGAAACCCACAUCUAUCUAGUCAGUCAUCACCAUGUCUUCUCCAUACGGCCCAGGCGGCGUCCCGACCGCAGAUCCCAAGACCUUGUUCAAGAUCCGCCUCAGCAACGUAACCGGCUGCGUCCCCAAGAGCUACUACCACAACCUGGAUUGCGGCCACAUGGUGUAUACGCUGCACCCGUCGGGCCCUCAUCCCUGCGGCCCUUCGUGCGCCAAAGGCGGCCAGGGCGUCAGAAUCGCAUGCUGGACGUGCGAUGUUGAGGCCGAGAUGGCGUGGCUGAUGCUGAUGAACGAUGUGGACAAGAAAGAAUUGGUGGAGUGGCAGAUUGAAGAGAUGGCUAGGAAGACGGUUAGGGAGAGGUGGGAGGUGGCAGAGAGUGAGAAUGCGGCGGUGCCGAGCGAGCUCUGGGGUUUAGUGGAUGUGGCGAAAGAGAUGAGAGAGACGGUACUGCCUACGGUGCGGUGGCUGGAGGAGAAGAAGCGGGAGUAUGCGGAGAAGAGAAGCAGGGAGCGACGGGAACAGCAGUAUUAAGGUUCAACACCUCUUUUUCGAUUACGGACUACCUACCUACCUAC